This is a messenger RNA of Megalobrama amblycephala (Wuchang bream), 4387 nucleotides long. RefSeq names its product doublesex and mab-3 related transcription factor 2b (gene dmrt2b). Lineage: Eukaryota; Metazoa; Chordata; Actinopteri; Cypriniformes; Xenocyprididae. Gene Ontology annotation, cellular component: nucleus. Gene Ontology annotation, molecular function: DNA-binding transcription factor activity, RNA polymerase II-specific; RNA polymerase II cis-regulatory region sequence-specific DNA binding. The transcript has 3 exons. The coding region runs from base 466 to 1566 and encodes 366 amino acids. Gene Ontology annotation, biological process: sex differentiation; regulation of transcription by RNA polymerase II. The record is from RefSeq and is a predicted model, not a curated record.
UUGACUAAGGAACAAUUCCAAAAUAAAUGAACUUUUUAACACUAAAAAUAACUGAAAAAAAUCAUUCAUAUAAGUGGGUUACAAACCUUUGUGUUGUGUUAAUAAAGGUAACAGCCCAGAGUAACAGGAGCAGAUAGGAGGAGUUUGCGUUGCAUCAUUAACCGCGUGACGUUGUCAAUAACUCACACGAGGAAAGUUAAAUAUUGAGAAGUGGGUAAGGUGAGCUGAAACUUGGAAACUAUGAAAUCAAUCACUGCUUCAUUCCGACAGUAGCUACACAUCCACUGGCAAGCCAGGUGAGAGGCGCCUUCCAGCAAACAGCCAGAUUCACUAGCACAGCUGAAUGGCUUACAAUUUCAAAACUCUUGCCUGCAGUUUCCACUAAGGCUUUUCUUUGCUUGCGUAAUUGGAAAAUAGCAAGUUUGCCUAUGAUGAGCAGCGUCGGUUCAUGAGAACGGCUUAUAAAUGUCCACUAAAGCGGAUAGAGACUCGCAGCAGGUAGAUGUGACCCACCUAGAUUCCCUCAAAGCUGAAUGGACUGAGGACAUUGACGUGGAGAGCGUUGACGGACGGGAGGGGAUGAGGACGGAUGAAGCUCCAGCGCCGCGCAGGCUCAGCCGCAGCCCGAAGUGCGCUCGCUGCAGGAAUCACGGCGUCGUGUCGCGCCUCAAGGGCCACAAGCGUUUAUGUCGCUGGCGUGACUGUCAGUGCGCGAACUGUCUGCUGGUCGUAGAGAGACAGAGAGUGAUGGCAGCACAAGUCGCCCUCCGGAGACAGCAGGCCACAGAGGGCAAAAAAGGUAAAAAAACCACCUCUGUUCUCAGACGCACAGCUUACCAGCGCUACACGAGGGCACCUAGUCUCCUGGCAAAGAGUAUUCUAGAGGGCUACAAGCCCCCUAUGUUGGAGGACUGGCCAAAGAGACUCCACCAACCCCCAGUUAGUGUUCGGAUGAGGAAGAGGAGAGCGUUUGCUGAUAAAGAGCUGGAGACUGUGAUGCUGGAAAGAGAGCUGAGGCAAAGAGAGAUGGAAGAGUUGCCUGCGCUCCUCCUCCAGGCUGUGGUGCCCUCCGCUCCCUCUCCGUAUUUUUUCCCGCUGUCAGACCCAAUCAUGCCCACGUACAUGGCUGUGUCCAAAAGCGGCCCACCUUUGACUGACUGUGAUCUCCUUCACCGUCAACACGUGCUUAAAUCCAAGACUCUAGACUGCAGCACAGACACACUGACAGACAGCAUCUCUCUAAGAGCGUGUGAGAACUGGGACAUUUUCAGUUCGAUUCAGCCUUACAGCACAAGCCCAGGUGUCAACUUGGUUAAAAACACACCGGACAGCGGGUUUUCUGAUAUGUCUGUCAAACCAAAAAGUGUAGUUGUUGACAUCAUGUCAAAGCAAGACAUUCCUCCCUCAGUGAAUAUGGCAGACAUGAUGGUACAAGCUAAAUCACCACACAAGUGCUGCAGGUCAUUGGGACACAUGGACUGUGUGGAGGGUGCAAAUAAAGACCCCAUCAAAAAAGCUGUAACACGACCAUUACCCUUCUCUGUAGAGGCACUGCUCAUGAGAUGAUAAGAAUCAUUUUUUCCAAAGCUAACACUUUACAAUAAGGUAUAUUUUGUUAACAUUAGGCAUCAUGAAUAGCAUUUUUACAGCAUUUUUUAAUCUUGUUUAUUACAAUUUCUCCAGUACAUUAAUACAUUUUUAACAUUUCAAGUUAUAUAUUAAAUUAACAUUACCUACUGAAAUUAUGAACGAACAUUAUGAAUUUAAUAAAUGAACAAUUGUAUAUUUAUAAAGUAACAUUAAUCUAGAUUAUUGAAAUGCUGUUAAAAAGCUGUUUAUACUUAAUUCAUGAUACUUAAUACAUUAACUAUAAAUUAACAUUCAUUCUUGCACAGAAGUGCCUGUUUUUUGUCAUUAUGUUUUUGACUCAGUUAUAUGGUGUUGAUAGGUUUUUUUUUUUUUUUUUUUUUGCAUUUAGUGUCACUUAUUAUACAAAACUGAAAUUCAAGUUACUGGGAUGAAUCAAAAUUCUUGUACUACUAAACUUAUCUGUUUGUGCCAGAUCAAUAUUAUAUACCCUGAUACUAAUAAUAAAUUAUAUCAUCUGAUAGUAUUUUAACCCCUUAACUGUCAGUCCCAUUUUUGGGGAACAGAUCCCAAUUUAAAUUGUUUUAAAUCUUGAAUACUCUUGAAUACUCAAGUUUAGUCUCCUUAUAAAGCGGACAUUUUGCAGAUUAUUUUAGAAGUGAAAAAUAUGAAAGUGAAAUUUAAAAAAAUAGUUGACGUUUUCGUUUUGGAAAAUAUAAUUUCUUAUAAUUUAUAUAAAAUAUAUAUUUUACAAAACUGGUUUACUCUAAAACUGCAAGAAAAUCAAAGCCAAAAUCUAAAAUCUAAUCAAGUUGUGUUUCAAAUUUUAGGUUGAUAUCUUAAAAAUUGAGCUUUCAGUAAGAUUUUGUUUGGCCGCAGUACCAAACUUUUCCACUAUAUACCAUCCAGGCUCCAUUGGUAACCACAUAAGGAUUCUUCCAUUUCUCCAUAUAGCCUAUGGUUUGAGUCACUUGAACCAUAUAUUUCCAUAAUGUUUAUCAACUUUAUGAAACUGACAUUCAUUUCAGAACUAGUAUGGAUGGCAGUAUUUGGUUUGAAUUCAACCUCUAACAAACACAUAAAAGACAUGCCAAAAAGAAUGUUUUUUUUUUAAUUUUCAUUGCUAUUUCAAAAUAAAUGUCUGAACAUGCUAUAUGAGUCUGAAAAUAUUGUUGUUGCGAAUUAAUAAAUUACUGUUCCUCUGUCAUUUGUCUUAAAAAAUCAGAGAACUGCAAAUAUGAAAACUACAAUUUUUAAAUGAUAUAUUAUGAAAAUAUUAUUUUAGGUUUAGACUAAGAUAUUACUGUUUUAAGUAUAUAAUUGCAAAUGUUUCACUAGCGGGACGGUGACAGUUAAGAGGCUAUACAUUUUUAUUAUUUUAUUGCCCCCUUAAAUAGCCUAUGUAAUUAUUUUGGAAAGUAGGUAACUAGUGGUUUAACUACUUUAAAUGGAGUAGCUUGUAGCUUGAAGCUUCCCCAACACUGCACUGAAAAGCUGAAUAAUACUGAAAAAUACUUUGGAGCAUAUUUGAUUUAUUUAUAGCCAAAAAAGUUUUAUAUUCCUGUUUAGUUCAAUAAUGUGAAAUUGUUAAAUUACAAAGUAUACUGUAGAAUAUAUACAUGCAUAUUACUAACCUUUAUACAUUAUACUCUCUCUUUUUUUGGUAAAUUUUGUGCCGUUAGAAAAACAUUGUGAUUUUCUUUCUUGUGAAUGUAAAUAGUCAUGACAAACCUUAUUUCUUUUUAAAUUAUUCAUAUUUUUAAAUUCCAAACAUGAAAGUCUGAUGUAAACUCAAGAGGUGGCUGAGGAUCAAAUGAAAGAGUGGUAAAAAAGAAAAAGAAAAAAAGAUUAGUUUCUCUCUCUCUUUUCCUUUAAUGUGAAUUAAUGAUGUAGUUCAUAUGGUGGUUGGAUUGAAGUGAUGCCUGGUACAUCUGUGUAUUUAAGCAAUACAGGCUCCCACAAAGGUGCUUUGAACUGUUUCUGCGGUGUUCAUAAAAUAUUUUAAAGAAAACUAACGAUGAAAAGGACUCUCAGACAGAACCAAGUCAAAGAGUAAAACUAAACGUGUGAAGAGAAAGACACAUGUGCCUGAGGGUUCAGAGGCAAGGAACAAUUCUAAUAUGAGCUCAGGAGAACAAAUUAUUCAGUAUUUUUUCUUCCUUUACUUUCUACAUCUUAAUCAGGAUGUUCAUACAAGUCUUCUUUUUCUCAGUUCUGUUUAGGCAAGUAAAUGCGUUGGCUUAGCAACAUUAUGCAAUAUUUUUGGGAGUGUAUCACUAUCCCCUAGACUGUGUUAGUUUAACCUACAAACAAUGUAUAUCCUCUCUUUUCUUUCCUUUCUUUGUUUUCCAUUUCAGUUUUUGAGAUAUGGAGGCCUGAUAUUUUUGACAACUCUGGACCGUGUGGCGUCAACGUGUGAUGGCAUCAUGCCCUCCUCUGUGUCUGUCUCUAUAUCUCAGCACAUCUUCCAGUGAAGAUAGGGGCUUUACAUUAGGAGCCUUCCUGAGGAACUGUAGGCUGAGGGGGAAAACUCAGCGCUUUUGCGAUCCACUUUAAAAAAAAAAAUAAAAAUAAAAAAAACCUGGUGUGUGCAGAAAAGCAUUAACAUUUUCAAAUGAUAAUCAUGAUCUAUAUCACAAGCUUCAGUCACUAGAAGUCAUAAUACUUUUUGUGAGGAGCAAUGGAGAGUAGCCUACCUCAAAACAAUGCUAUAUUAAUCUUUUUUGUCACAAAAUAUAAUUACUUGAAUACUUGAAUGGAUUCUGUAAUAUUUUUUGUUUUUUGUCUCUUAUGCUUACCA